AUGACAUCCCCAACAGAAGUGACUACAGCCACCAGGCUUGCGAUACUGCUCUCCUUAAGCCUCAUCAUUACUUCGACCUCUGCUUACGACAGCAACAUCUGUUGCAUGAAGGCCGCCCGUUCGCAUGAGCUCCGGAUCCUUUUGCAGGAGGACCCUUGGGAUGUUUGCAGCCUGAACGACACCGAAACUUACCGUCCAGGGACCACGUUCCCUUCGAUCAAUAUCACGAUGGGAUGGUGCAAAGCACACUGUCCUGGCAAUCAGCCAAGCGACCUGUCACAAUGGCUGCAGCCCCUGACUAGCUGGGUUGUGCCUUACAUCGGUCUUCUCUUGCUGUGUCCCUUCGGCGACAUUAAAGAUUCAGUUUCAGGGUCGCAAGCAAGGCUAACCUCGAUGAAGUUCGGAGAUGUCUGGAGGUGGUUCUGGCGAUUCGUUCGAAGAUAUACUCAGGAAUGGAUUAAUCUGCUCGGCGAUCCAGCAAGUGCUAUUUUUGGUGCGUUCUCAGAGAUUUGGUCUGAUGCAACGAUGCUGCGCGAUAUCAACUCGCGUCUGGAUGCGGGAAGGCCGAAUUGGGGCGAACUUUCUUCGAUUGAUCUCUUGAAAUGGGUGGUCGUCCUGGUCGGCGACACCGAAUGCCCCUAUGAAUACGAUGAACAAACAGCUGAAAGAGAUUCGGGUCAAGACUCGAAUAGGAAGACCAUCGAACUUGACACGUUGUUCUCGCCAGAAUCAGACAAAGGAGUGGAUAAUACUCCUAAAGUUCGAGCGUUGGUGGAGAUCGCGAUCAAGACUCUUGUCGAGGCUCGUACCGACUUCUUCAAGGCCGUCUUCUUGCCAACGGUCCUCUUCCUUGCGGUGACGGCAUCGGUCUUCUAUGACGCUUACACAAAACUUGGCGACAAUGAUACUGCGAAUGGCCUCGCUUUUGGGAUCUGGUACUCGUGGCUGGUGAUUCUCUCUGUGGCUGCAAAUUGCUUUGCCAGCAGCGUAAAUGCGGGUUUGACCAAGACUACGCUUGGCCGAUAUUUUCAGCUCUCCGACCGAAGUGUUCCACUGCGCGAGCGCUAUUUCAACGGACUGCUGUGGCAUGAAUGGUUGACUCGUGUUCAGAGCAAUCCAGAGAAGACGUUAUCCGACUUAAACGAUAAUGAACCCUUGUCACUCAACCUAAUGGCGGACAGAAUCGACAACUCAGAAGGACGGCAUUUGGUCAAAUACCCAUCCCUCACAUUGGCGAAGAGUUUCCAGCUGCUGGUGGGCCAUGUGAUUGCUUGGCUCUGCGUGGCCAUUCCGUCGGUGGGCGCCAUUAUUGUCUCAUACAACACGCCAACUGUUGGCUUUGACUGCCGAUCAUUCAACUUCCUCGUCUAUGGAAUCCUUGCAUUGGUCGCUCCGGCCCUGCACAUCGCAUAUCAGUGGAUGCUUCGCAACAAGGGAAACAAAUACGCGACAGAAGGACUGAAGAUGUUUUACUGGUUUUUUGUCUGUGCCAAUGCAGCUGUACUAACCAUUGGCACCAUGUUGCAGCUGGCUGGUGUCUAUCGGAGCUGCCGGUGUCAACUCCUGUUCGCCUCGGAUAACGACAUCAUCGAAGUGAACCGCAAUACUCAUCUGGCGGUUGACAAUGCAAAGGCUUACUGGCUUCCGUCCGAGUUGGCGAGCCUCAUAUCAGACUCGAAGCGACGAAACAAUGACGUGCGCGUCGCCGCCGAGCAGUCGCUUGCUGACCUCAAAACAAUCUCGGUGACAUCCGAAUCUCAACUGGCCGGUGACCUGUGCCGGCGGCCUCUGUUCAUUGAACCCUUUCUUCUCGCUUGCAGGACCAAAAAUACCAAGCUAGCAACCACCGGAACUGCCUGCAUCCAGAGGCUGACUGCAAGCAAUGCCCUUGCUCGGACGAGGCUACCUGAUCUCCUAGCCGCUUUCCGUGAUGGGGCUGCUGCAGGCUAUGAGCCUCAACUCAAAAUCCUCCAGACUCUGCCUUCUCUGCUCCAGCUCUAUGCCGAUGACAUACAUGGAGACCUCCUUGCGACAAUUCUAGAGCUAUGUGCGUCUCUCCAAUCCAGCCGGACGGCCGCUGUGAGCAACACAGCUGCAGCGACUUUCCAACAGUUAGUCUCGGCGGUGUUUGAAAAGGCUGUGCAGGGAGAAAGUCUUAGGCCGUCAGGUGGGGACGAUGGAGAGGACUUCUCAGCUGCAGAUUCAAGAGGUGCCUCUCUGGACGAUGCAGUUCGGCUCUUCGAUGACUUUUGUCUGCUGCUUGACCACCAAAAACCGCAAUAUCUAAAAGUGGAAAGUCUACCCAUCGGCUUCUUGCUCGAAACUCUGCAGACCAUUCUGUCAAGUUACGAUUCGCUCCUUACAGCCGACCGACUCCGCGAUCAGACAUGGCCGGAAAACCUUGCGCACGGUCUGUCGCGUGUCUUGGCGAGAAAGGAUGCAUUCGGUAUGACGGCGCGCGCUCUGUCUAUCUUGCUCCUAAUGUUUCAAUCUCGGGCUGCAGACCUCCGAGAUCAACUGGCAGAGAUGACACCUCUACUUAUGGCUGCCCUGGAGAAGGACGGCAACCCACCAUGGAAACGAGCUCUUUUCCUCGAGUUCUUUCGUACUCUUUGCUCUGACUUCAGCGUGUUCCGAGAAGCCUUUCGUCUGUUCGACAAGGGAGACGACCCCGUCAAACUGAUAGGCCAGUUGAUGUCUGCAUUAGUCCGUAUCGCAGCGGAGGAUCCAUCGUUGAUCGGGCUUGGGCGCCAAUCUACUGUUCCUGUUCAGCGUGUAACCGACCCAAAGAGCGAAGAGGCUGCAUCCAUUGAGGCGCAAGGCUUGGGUGGUGCCAUCACCUCUGUGACCUCGAAUGACGCAAAUACUACUGGUAUCAGCGUCGAUUGGAGUGUCGUGGCUGUUCGUCUGAUGGAUCAACCCGAGAAGAACACUCCCCCUGCAAUCCCAAGCACUUAUAUCUACACUCUGGUGCUGGGUUGCAUCUCACAUCUAUGUGAUGGCCUGUCAAAGUUCAUUAUGCCACUGAGUGUUCCGAGCCGAGUCGCUCAACGAGACUCAUCGGAACUGGGCCGCAGAGAUAGUUCUGCCACAGACCGGACAGACGACGAUGCCGCACGGAGACCCAUUCGUCCAACUUCUGCCUCUCAGAAAUAUCAGCGGCUCAUCAAUCCUCUGACCUUGACAAACCAUCGAUUAUACGCGCAGAUCCGGACAUCUGCAGAUCUCAUCGAGUCCUGCUGGCCCGCCGCGCUUGCGACUUGCUCAACGUUCCUCAAUGCCGCACUGGACUCUGAGUUUUACCAUAUGUUGAUCCGAUCAGUUCAAAAAUUGGCCCAGGUUUCGGGUGUGCUCGAGCUCUCCACACCCAGAGAUGCCUUGCUCACAACUUUGGCAAAAGCAUCCAUACCUUCCAAUGCGAGUAGCUUCAUAGCAGCCUCUCAAAGUCUCAAAUCCCCUCGAGCCACAAAUGCUGAACAUGGGUUUUUCAACGAUGUGCUUAAAUCUCCAGCUGAGCCACCGCCGACACCCACUUUCCAGGUCAGCAGUUCACCGCUCAACGUCAGGCACCUGCUUUGUCUUCGGGCGUUGCUAAACCUUGGUAUUGCUCUCGGGCCGACGCUAGAAGAGGAUGCUUGGUUCAUCCUCAUUGAAACCAUGCAGACGGUUGAAGCUUUGAUUGCAAUGCCAAACACGGUUGCGGCAACCUCGCAAUCAGAAAGUCCGAGGAUGGGUCACGACGGUCAGACAACUCUCUCGACAGAGAUAGCCGCCGUCCAGGCGGCAACAAAGCGAAUGCUCGACAGCACACGAAGUUUUAGCGCCGAGGCGUUUGCGGUUAUUGUGCAUGCCUUAUUCCGCCUGCUUGGACAAAGUGAUGCGGAAGGUGAUUCGCAACCCGCGGAGCAAAGCCUUGGUUCUCCUAUCUCACCAACUCGUCUAGGGGCUCCAAGACCUGCACAUCAUGUCUCUCGAAGUGUAUCUGGUCUGUGGACAAAGUCAAAAACGCUUGAUCUGGAGAUCGGGUUCGUGCUUAACAAGCUCAGCGAUUUGUCGCGCAUCAACAUAUACCGCUUCGCAUCUUCUGCAGAGCAAGCCUGUUCCUGGGAUCUAAUUGCAAGUCGUUUGCUGCGCCUCUCUCAUGACACCAGUGUUGCUGACAAUCAUCGCAUACAAUCUGCGAGCAUAUUGGACUUGAUCUCGAUGGAGACAGUCAAGUUGUUGGAUGACCCACGUUUCGAAGCCAGCGAGGCCGAUACCAUUAGAUCCCGCUGCUUGCGAUCCCUCUUACAACAGUUAGAUUUCUUUGAUGAGACCCCCAGUCGAAGGUAUGAUGGUGUCGAGCUGGAAAUCCACAAGAGACUUCUAGAUUCUCUUGAAAGUAUGCUUAGCCAUAGCGGAGAAUCUCUGAACAACUGCUGGCCUAUCGCCCUCGAGAUACUGUCAAUAUCGUUCGCGAAGAGGGGACAGGCACGACCGCCGCCUAUCGAUGCAUCCACGGAACAGGCCGAAAAUCAUGCGCAGACGGCUCAGAUAUUAAGAGUCGCAUUCAGAUCUAUACAGCUGAUUGCCUCGGACUUUCUCGGUGUUCUGGAUACUGCUUCGCUCGCAAAACUGGCUCAACUUCUGCGUCAAUUUGGCUCUCAGUAUUAUGACUUGAACGUGGCGUUAACAAGCACGACUGUCCUGUGGAGUCUCGCCUCUCAAGCUUUGUCAAGGAUCGAGACGAUCGAUCUCUCUUCCAUGCCAACUCUGGAGAGCCGGAUUGAAUCAGUCACCGCAAACUCCGAGUCUUCUGGAUUAAUCUGGAGUGUCAUUUUACUGCAGUUGAUUGAAUUGUGCAAAGAUGAGCGUGCAGAUGUUCGAAACGCAGCCAUCAAAAUCCUACUAAAGAUGCUUGAUGCCUCGAGCGAGGCGCUAAGCCCAAAUACAUGGGCAAUCAUGCUCGAAGGUGGUCUGCUCGACACUGUUAGAUUUUGCAUCACUCAGUAUGCAGCAGACAAGAGCGAUCAGAGCGACUGGAUGGACUCCGCGGCUCAACUGACGGAGGGUAUUAUUCAGAUUAUAUCUCAGAAUCUAACAGUGGUCGCCACCCACAAUGACUUUAGCAACACAUGGCUCCGUACUAUGGACGUUUUGAAGUCUCUCCUAAGUACGAGCUCGCUGGUUGCGUCUUCGUUGGCCUUUUCGAAUUUGUCAAAACUUCUUUCCGCGCUGUCGAUCUUGGGAGACGUGGAUGAAGAUCUGAUUGUGCGUCCAAUGCAGCUUUGGACAGACUAUCAUCCUGCAAAGAUUGGACAAGACUCUGAACCUCACCAUGUGGCCGGUGAUGGACCGUCGAAUCAACAAGCGUUCACUUCGCAUGCUAAUGUCCUGGUCGAAGCGUACAAGACCAGGCCCGUCGCUGUUUCGAAUUAUAUGCAAGGCCAAACACCUAUGCUAAUGAACGCCAUCGAGUGCGGAAUUCUGCUGUGUCUGCAUCCUCCUUACACAAAUGACAUAAAAGCUCUGGCACCGGAACAGAAGGAGGCCUUGCAGUGCAUGGCAAUCCUGAAAUCCCUCUUGCGUGGCCAAGUGUCAGAGUUUUCCCAGUUCAUGCUCAGAAUGCUAAGUCUCGCCCUUAAUAUUCAGGAUGGGAGGAUUGGUCCCCAACAUAAGAAGUCAGCCAUCUCGAAAUCUGCGCAGAAGCCAACGUUCAUAGCAUUUGCCUCUACAUGUUUGGAUAACCUGCGGAACUUGAUUCUGGAGUACGCGGAGGACGAGCAUUUUAUCGACAAUUUAGCCGUGCAAAGAGCAUGCCAAGUGCUUUCCGCGAUCAUCAACACGAAAUACACCAAGAUCCCCACGAACAGUCAAGCACCGUUAUGGAGGAAUGCCACCGUCACUGCAGUGGUGAUGCUCGAAGCCUUGCAGAAACAUGUGAGCCACAGAAGGUCACGGUCAGUGGAUCGCCCUCACCUAGGUGGUUUGGCACCCGACAUCAUCUCCAUCGCCGUUAGUAUCCUGAAUUCUGGUGGUCUACCCAACCCGCCUGGUUCAGGUUACACUGAAGAGACAAUUCUCGAAGAUGAGACGUUUGACAUCGAACAUUUCCGGCUUCUGCAUGAUGCCAUUGUUCCCAUCUUCCAGCUGUCAGAAGAGGUCCGGGAAGACGCAUGCAAGGAGUAUGCCGUUGUCAUAUUCCAGGCAUCACUGCUCGCGAACCCUUGGUUUUACGACAUUCCAGAUGAUCUCACUAAUGACCCAUUGAAAGACUUGCUAGUGACGAGACCUGGGAGUGUCCACCGGCCGGUGUUUGCCGUGAGACGCAGCAUUUGCUACGCAGCGUUGGAUGCGCUAUUUGGGCUUGUAUCGCUGCAGCGGCCUACGGAAAGUACCAAGGACCAGGGAGAUCUCAGGAUCGAAUAUUCCAAGUUAGCAAGCGCAGCCGCCCCUUAUCUCGUAUUGCGCGUGGCGCACCCUUGCAAGACAUUUCUAGCAGACCAGCGGCUGCGAGGUCUUACUCCGCCACCAGAGCCCCAGCAGGUGGAGUUGCAGGUUGUGCUAUCCAAGUUCGUUGAGUUGAGGAGUGACGGUCAGGCGAUUGCUAGGAUGACACAAGAUCUCAAGCAAAAGGACCCUUCUCAAGGAUUGCCCAUUGCCAUGCGGAGACUGGGGGUUAGCGAAGUGGACGACGGCAAGGCCCACCUCCGCGUUCUCUACGGCUUGAUUCUGCGCGUCCGGAAGUUCUGGCAAGGGCUGCCGAGAUUACAAGGCCCCGGGGCACGCGCGUGGCAGGAUGACGGGCCGGGCAAGGCGAUCGAAGCGGCUCUAGACAGCUGGGCCAGGGUUGUGGCAGAGGAUUGGGGGUUUCUGGGCAUCGAGUAG
Fonsecaea monophora is the source of this 6867-nucleotide messenger RNA. RefSeq lists its product as hypothetical. Lineage: Eukaryota; Fungi; Ascomycota; Eurotiomycetes; Chaetothyriales; Herpotrichiellaceae. The record is from RefSeq and is a predicted model, not a curated record. The transcript has 3 exons. Bases 1 to 6867 code for a protein of 2288 amino acids.